UAUUAUCGACCAGAUCACACGGAAACCGGAUCAACUACACCGGAUUUGGACACACAAAAAUAUCAGAACUAUUGCAGCACUCUGGUCUAUCUGAACACGGCAUUCACUGCCAUGUUCACCAUGGAGUGUUUGCUCAAACUAGUCGCUUUUGGACCAAAGAGCUACUUUCGCGAUUGGUGGAACACAUUCGACUUUAUCACCGUGGUUGGAAGUAUCACAGAUGUCCUGGUCUCUGAACUUCAGGAUUCUUCGUUUUUGAGCCUCGGAUUUUUGAGACUGUUUCGUGCUGCCCGCUUGAUCAAAUUAAUUCGUCAAGGAUACACUAUUCGCAUCUUACUCUGGACAUUCAUUCAAUCCUUCAAAGCACUUCCAUACGUUCUACUGUUGAUCGCUAUGCUGUUUUUCAUUUAUGCCGUGGUCGGAAUGCAGGUGUUUGGCACAAUUGCAAUCAACGACGAAGUGGGACAGAUUACCACGUACAAUAAUUUUCACAGUUUCCUCAAUGCGGCCCUCUUAUUGUUUAGAUGUGCAACGGGCGAAUCGUGGCAAGAAGUGAUGCUUGCUUGUACAGACGGUCAAGAGUGCGUGAACAAGUCAGCCACCAGUUGCGGCAGCUACGGUUCUUACGCGUAUUUUGUGUCGUUCAACUUUUUGUGCUCAUUUCUGAUGCUCAACUUAUUUGUGGCUGUGAUAAUGGACAAUUUUGACUAUCUGACGCGAGAUUCUUCCAUCCUGGGAUCACAUCAUCUGGACGAGUUUAUUCGCGUUUGGGCUGAAUACGAUCCGGGUGCCACCGGUCGGAUUCACCACACGGAAAUGUAUGAGAUGUUACGCAAGCUUGAACCUCCUGUGGGCUUUGGUCAGAAUUGCCCAUAUCGUUUGGCCUAUCGGAAACUGAUCCGAAUGAACAUGCCCGUGGAUAGUCAGGGCACGGUACAUUUUACCACCACGCUGUUCGCCCUUGUUCGUGAAGCGCUCAGUAUUAAAAUGGCUCCGGCCGAGAUGAUGGACCAAAAGGAUGCCGAAUUGCGUGAGACCAUUCGCACGUUGUGGCCAGUUCAAGCGAAACGCAAACUGGAUUUGCUACAGCCUCCGGAUAGUGAAUACACGUUUACGCAUCUGACGGUGGGAAAAAUCUACGCCGGAUUGUUAAUUUUGGAAAAUUGGCAGAUUAAUCGGGCAAAUGCUAGUAAAGCCAGUGCUGAUCGCACUGUGGGCAAUCUGCAAGAUGACCGGAGCAGGCUGGAUACCGCCAGUCUUAUUCUGAGCAUGAGUCCAAGUAGUUCAGCGGCAAGAACACGCGCAUCAACCAAUCAUCUCCACGAUUCCCCAGUAUCCGUUGUUCCGACCGAACAAGAUCGAUUAACGAGGGAACAAGUGAGACCCGACAAACCACAAAUUGUUAUCUCCAGUGUUGUCGAUCAAUCCAGUCGAGAGUCCAAUCGCGUACCGGAUGAGGCAGAUACCGAUUAUCAUGACUCAGUGUCAAUCACAUCAACAGAAUAUUUGCAGAUGGCCGGAGCACAAGCCCGUGAUCCGAAAAUUGAAACAAAUCUUCCGGUUAAACCAACAACUAGGGACCUGGAACAUCAACCCCGAUUGACAUUCUACUGUCAACCCCCGGAGACGGAAUCAGUGGACUCGUAUGACUCCUCCUCAUAUGGUGCUCCUGUCCCCACAAAUCCGAGGCCUAUCUAUCCCCCUCGUCGAUUCCGUCCGAUCAACCCACAUUAUCAUGGUUAUACUGGACGGGGAGAAGAACCACCCAUGGAUUUUGCAAAUGCCGUAUCUACCUUGGUAGAACGAGUUAAUCUGCUGGCGGAACGGAAUAGAAUCGAUAAAUCGUUGCGUCGUCAUGUUAAAGAUGUGGAUUGGGACAAUAUCUCAGCCUACAAACUUCGAAUGCGUGCCAGGAACCGUUACGCCAGUAACAUGGACUUACAUAUACCCUACGCUGCAAACUAUCUAAGUUCUGGACGUUCUUCCACUCCCAGCACAGUGAUUCAAGUCCCCUGUCUCAAUCUACAGUAUCAACCGCGAGGUGAAUCUAGGAUGUAUGCAGAAGCAAACACCCCUUGGGCAGCUCGAUAUCCAAUCCAGGAAGCCGCUUAUCAUCCAGUCUAUGCGGAUGAGACUGAUUCUGCCGGAAUGGAACAAUUUGAAUCAGUCCCGGGGUCGGAUCGUUACAGAGAUCAGAGCUCACCCAGACUUCAAUCAUCCGGAAUUCUCCGUGCAGACGACUGGUCUCUGAUUCCGGUGACCGCAGAGACCGCAUUGCGUAUAAGCGCCAUCCGCGGUGGAGCUGACACAAUCAACUCACAUAGAUCAAUCUAUUCGCAUCCGGUGCCCCAUAUCGCUCGUAUCACGACUAAUUCCGGUCCUAGUCAUCCCGAAAUAUCUGCCACAAAAAUUCGACACGUAGGUGAAUCAGAAGAUGACGAAAGAGGAGAGCUUGAAACUGAAGAAGAGGAUGAAUUGAGUGGAUCAACCAUAAUCAAGGCGGAUAAACAUAUUUCCGACGUGAAUCUAAUUAAUAAAACCACCAUCAUUGGCACUAAUAACAACAGUGGUGGCACCAAUAACAGCAGUAGUAAAACUAGAAAGCGGUUCGAAUUACCUCGUCUAUUACAAUCGCCCACGGGGACGGUACAUCAAGACCAGGGACCCAGUUCUCCUUGGGCAUUCUAUGCAGUUCCACCACGACAAGAAAAUACAGACGAUUCGUUGAAAGAAAGUCUUGAUUAG
Messenger RNA from Echinostoma caproni, 2745 nucleotides. The record is from the annotation of a GenBank genome assembly. Lineage: Eukaryota; Metazoa; Platyhelminthes; Trematoda; Plagiorchiida; Echinostomatidae.